AUGGCCGGGUCACCACCGACACGGCGGCUGAAGCACAGUGACUACACUGUAGCAAUCAUCUGUCCGCUCGAGGUCGAGAUGAGUGCUGUGAGAUACAUGUUGGACGAGGAGCAUGCUCGGCUUCCUGAAAGAGAGGGAGAUCCAAACAGCUACAUCUUCGGCGAGAUGUGUGGACGGAACCUUGUGAUCGGCUAUUUGCCCGAAGGAUUCCAAGGCAUUGGCGCUGCUACUGCUGUUGCAACACAUAUGCAGCGAAGUUUUCCCUCUGCCAAAUUACCUUUACUCAUUGGUAUCGGCGGAGGUAUACCGAGCACGGUUCAUGAUAUCCGGCUUGGUGAUGUUGUCACUGGGAUGCCAGAAGGCGGACACGGUGGGGUGGUUCAGUAUGAUCUAGGAAAGGAGUCGACCUCCUAG
This is a messenger RNA of Fonsecaea multimorphosa CBS 102226, 414 nucleotides long. RefSeq lists its product as uncharacterized. The record is from RefSeq and is a predicted model, not a curated record. The transcript has a single exon. Gene Ontology annotation, biological process: nucleoside metabolic process. Bases 1 to 414 code for a protein of 137 amino acids. Lineage: Eukaryota; Fungi; Ascomycota; Eurotiomycetes; Chaetothyriales; Herpotrichiellaceae. Gene Ontology annotation, molecular function: catalytic activity.